AUAAUGUCGGAGUAGAUACGUAGUUCAAAUAAAUUGAGUGCAGUCAUCGUACCCUUAAAUAUUAAAUCCAGGGGUUGACCAAGCUAGGUCACCUGUGGGUGAUUCCAUCACCACUGGAUGGUAAAGUGGAUUAAAUCCCACUAUAUAAACCGUAGAUAUCGCCUUUCGAUCAUCCUCAGUCCCUCCCCUUCCAUCUCUAUCGCUUCUUUUCUACAUUAUUAUGGACCCAAAUCACCUCUUCCUCUCCUUGCUCAAAAUCCUUCUCCUCUUCCUCCUCUCAGGACCACAAAAAGUUCUGGGAUUGUCUCAUCUUCACUACAAACAUCAUGGCUUUCAAUUUAAGCCCACAAAGCUCUUUGUGUUUGGAGAUUCAUAUGUCGAUACUGGGAACAUUGGGAAGCCGGUAGCCAGUUCUUGGAAACAGCCCUACGGUAUCACCUUUCCUGGUAAACCAGCCGGUCGCUUCUCUGAUGGACGCGUCUUGACAGAUUAUUUAGCCAGAUUUGUGGGAGUGAAGUCCCCGAUACCAUACAGAUGGAGAAAACUAGGAAGAAAGCACUUGAGAUAUGGGAUGAACUUUGCCUAUGGAGGGACGGGCGUGUUUGAUACGUUGGUUGCUCAGCCAAAUAUGACGACGCAGGUCGAUUUCUUUCAGCAGUUGAUAAAGGAUCAAGUUUACAGGCCUCGUGACCUUCAGUUUUCUGUGGCCCUCGUCUCCGUCGCUGGAAAUGAUUAUUCUACUUAUACUGCAAGAAAUGGCUCUGCUGAGGGUUGGCAAACAUAUAUUACACAAGUGGUGAAUCAGCUUGCCUUGAAUUUAAAACGUAUUCAAGGCCUGGGGGUGAAGAAAUUGGUUGUUUCAGGUCUGGAGCCCUUAGGAUGUCUACCUCAUAGCACAUUUACUUCUUCUUUCCAAAGGUGCAAUGGAACCGAGAACUCGCUCGUCAAUAUCCACAAUAUGUUGCUGCAGCAAGCUGUGACAAAAUUAAACAAUCAAACAAAGGGCUCUAAAAUUGUCAUUCUGGAUCUUUAUGGUGCAUUCAUGACUGUUUUCAAGAACAAAGGAGGUUCAAAGUUUGAGAAGCCAUUGGAGCCAUGUUGUAUUGGAAUAAGCACAGAAUAUUCGUGUGGAAGCAUAGAUGAGAAGGGAGAAAAGAAGUACAGAGUGUGUGAGAAGCCGGAAGCUUCUUUCUUUUGGGACACGGUGCAUCCCACCCAGGAGGGGUGGUCCGCUGUGUACUCCGUCUUGCACGCCAAUCUUGAACAGAUUUAGCCUUCGAUUUAAAAAAUCUGUUUUGACGCUCCGCAUGUUUCAUAAGAAAUCCAUGUUAUCUCUUGUCAAUUUCUUAUUAGUUGUAAUAAUGUCUGGAUUAGCAAAGUUAGAAUUGCGAAGUUAUUAUUUCUAACAAAAGUUGGAUGUGAUUUCUGGGUGA
This is a messenger RNA of Mangifera indica (mango), 1433 nucleotides long. RefSeq names its product GDSL esterase/lipase At5g03610-like. Gene Ontology annotation, molecular function: hydrolase activity, acting on ester bonds. Lineage: Eukaryota; Viridiplantae; Streptophyta; Magnoliopsida; Sapindales; Anacardiaceae. The coding region runs from base 221 to 1273 and encodes 350 amino acids. The record is from RefSeq and is a predicted model, not a curated record. The transcript is spliced from 5 exons.